Dalotia coriaria is the source of this 546-nucleotide messenger RNA. It is a transcript of the gene ND-13B, whose product is annotated as NADH dehydrogenase (ubiquinone) subunit ND-13B. The transcript has a single exon. Gene Ontology annotation, biological process: respiratory electron transport chain. NCBI's taxonomy places the organism in Eukaryota, Metazoa, Arthropoda, Insecta, Coleoptera, Staphylinidae. The coding region runs from base 117 to 500 and encodes 127 amino acids. The record is from RefSeq and is a predicted model, not a curated record.
UCUACUGGAAGUAACCAGAACCAUUUUGGCUAACCUCUUGCUUCGUGCGACAUUACGUAAAAACAAAUACAUUUCUCGUAAAUUAAAGAGAAUUCCGAUUCUCAUUCGGCGAUAAAAUGUCCGGGGUGACUAAAUUGACCACCGGGCUUACCGGUUUGAAAGUUGCCAAGAACCCACAUCACACUCUGGGCGUUUUGUACGGCAAAAUCAUGCGCACCCUCAACAAAAUGCCUGAAGAUGCUGCCUAUAGAAGGUACACAUCGGCUAUUGUUUCCGAACGUGUGGGCAUUCUGAACUCUUCCAAUGAUGUAGAACAAGUUGAAUGUAAGAUUGGCGCUGGGCAAAUCGAAGAAGUGAUUGUACAAGCUGAAAAUGAGCUGGUUUUGGCAAGAAAAAUGUUGACCUGGAAACCAUGGGAGCCUCUGAUUAAGGAGGCCCCAGCCACACAGUGGAAUGGCCCCCUGCUAGCAAAUAAUCAUUCUAGUUGGAUAUUUAAAUGAUGAAGUGUAUUGUAUAUUAAAGUAAAUAUAUGUUUAGCCUGAACAA